AUGUGGCCCGCGGCCGUGUGCUGCGAUGCCCGUGGUAUUCUUGAACAGGCGACCGAGGCCUUGCGGAAGCACUUCGGCUUCGGAUCUCUUAGGGAUUUCCAGAGCAAAGCCAUUGCAGCGUGGGCGGAAGGGAAGGAUGUGUUAAUCACCCUGGGCACCGGCACCGGGAAGUCCUUGUGCUUCCAGCUGCCACCGCUAGCACGAUCUGGGCGCUGCAGCUUGGUGAUUUCACCAUUGAUCUCCCUGAUGCAGGACCAGUUGCGCACCCUUCAGCAGCGUCAGAUCCCUGCGAGCUGCUGUGGUGCAGCGGGCGGUUCCACGCUGGAGGAGGCCUUGGAGGCAGCGCGAGGAGGUGUAGUGUACAUGAGUCCCGAGUAUGCGUUGACUCGUUUGUCCCAGCUGAAGAAAAUGAAAGACUCGGUCUGUUUGUUGGCGAUCGACGAGGCGCACUGUAUCUCUGCAUGGGGCCACGACUUUCGCAAGAGCUAUCAACGGCUGGGCCAAGUCCGCGACGCAUUGGGAAAGCCGCCCACCAUGGCGUUGACGGCCACCUGUACCAACGAGGUGCAGAAAGACAUCCGGAGCUGCUUGGGGCUGACACCGGAAAAUACGGUGUUGGUGCAGGGUUCGAUCAAUCGACCCAACUUGAAGUUUGUGGUACGCCCACGCAGCACGUUGGAGGAGGACUUCGCCGAGAUCUUCCACUUGAACCAGGCGAUCAGCGAUCGGACUGUGGAUAAUACCUCGGUGAACGCCAUGUCCUCGACGAUCGUUUAUGUGCUGACCAGGGCGCGAAGUGAAGAAGUCGCCAAUUGGUUUCAAAUGAAGGGCGUGAAGGCUGCCGCCUACCAUGCAGGGCUCUCCGUGACCGCGCGCAAUGAGUUGCAUCGGCUCUUCAUGUGCCGUGGCAGGCUGAAGCACUCGCCGACUGAUGAUGAUGAGCCUAUGGAUACGGAGAGCGAUGGGCAGGAGAUCGAUGACGACAGCAUGCCUGAGACACCGCCUAGCGGACAUGGUCUCUGGCUACCGGGCGGACUGCGGGCGGAGAGCGAUGGGCAGGAGAUCGAUGACGACAGCAUGCCUGAGACACCGCCUAGCGUACAUGGUCUCUGGCUACCGGGCGGACUGCCGGCAGCCAUCACACCACCGGAGGCGUCGUGCUUCCUUGGUUGUUCUGCUUGUAGCUUUCUACCUCUAGCUUUAGUGCGUACCCAGCCAGUGUCGCUUUGUGGCAACAUGGUCUCUGUAGAUGCGUCCAAUAUCACUUUGGAGGAUGCGAUUCAGGCAACUGAAUUCAUGUCCAUGCGAGAUCUACCAGAGCAUGUCUAUGUCGGUCAAAUGCCGCUAGGUUCCGUUCUGCUGACAGACUUGCCUCGAAAGGACUUGGACCCAGCGUCCAACAACCUCAAGCAUGUCCUGGAUGUGGUGCUCGAUAUACCUGCAGCAGCCGUGGAUUUGAGCACCAUCAAGGCUAUCUUUCGGGAGAAGGCGUGGAAAGAGCUUCCAGAUUUCAUGCAAAUGAAGGAGCGACCGGUGUUCGAAUGUGUCUGUCAAUACUUCUUCUUGCCCCAGUCUGAUGAUCAGACUUGCAUGCUGAAGCACAUCUACAUCUGUUCGGACAAGGUCAAAGGCUCACAAGCUGCCCGACUUCUACAAGGCAGAGGUUAUGAGAUCAUGUGGGGAAACCACAACAAGAAGAAUGCUCGCAAAGGCUUCCAAUGGCUGCUGGAACAAUUGGGUGGCUCGCAGUUUCGUCCGUAUUCCUUAGGUACUGAUCGCAAAUCUUCGAAAACCAAAGGUCCGGAACCUGAAGAUGCAGGAUGGAACUAUAUCAUGGAGGAAGGUGAAAUGGACAAGGGCGGUUUGAAGCAAUUGAGGUGGAUCCAUCAGGAAAUCAACCGCAUUGACUCCCCAAUUCAUGGUUGGUCAGAGAAGUUAGUACAACGUGCUCUGGACAGUCUUGCCAAUGAUGGCUGUGUAGCCAAGUUGUGCGAGAGAUAUGACCUCACCAUGCGUGAUGUGGAGCCUGACCUUCUCCCAGUCUUGGAAGUCGUCGUGCCUCAACUUCGCAACCAUUCCUUGUGGCUUCUCGGUGAACCAGGAAAGGGCAAAACACCUUUGGGCCGCAUCAUCGCAAUGAUGUUUUCGAGGUAUCAUGGAGGUGAUGGACGCUUUCGGUCUACUUGCGACCUCGACUUCUUCCGUGGUGUGCAAUUCAACAAGGCCACUCCGGCCAUGUAUGAUGAUGGGGACAUUGGCAACGAAGCCGUGAAGAAGAAGAAGGCUUUCGCGGAUGUGGCAGAUGAUGAAACUAUGACUCGAGAGAGGUGGACCAAUGCUAAGUUUGUUCGCAAUCAGCUGCGCAUUGUCUUGGACAACGCUUACAACCCAGAAGCGGAGCCACAGCCGGAGUCAGACUUUCUUGAUCAGGAGAAAACAAUCCCACAUGAGGCAUUCUAUAGCAUGAUUCGUCCAGCCCUUGGAAACAUUGCUGUGACUGAUGCAAUGGCCAUCUUGAAGCGCAGUGUCUUCAUCAUCUUUUCCAAGAAGUUUGUGUACUACCGCCUGCCGUCUCAACAGCCUGCACCUGUCGAACGGCUGCCUUGGAAGAAGUUGGACAUCUUGCAGGAUUCCUCCAAGCCAAUCUUGAAGAACUUUCUCGAAGGUGGACCUCGUCCAGACACAUACGACAUGCACACGGUUUGGGAACAGGAGUGGUUGAAAGAAGCCAUCCGCAAGGCUGAAGACAAGCACUUGAAGGAAGCUAUGACACAGGCUCGAGCGGCUCAGGAGGCAGCAAUGCAAUGUAUGCCACCCGUGAAAAUGGAGAAGCAUGAGUUUCGAGAUGGACAUGCUUGGCUGGCACGGGAGUGCCGCACAUCACCGAUCAAUGUCGACACAGACGUGGCGAGCCAUGACUGGACCAACUGGUCUGUCAAGAAAGAACCUUUGUGGAAAUUUGGUCAUCUGCCAGCACUCCCCAAGAGAGUCAUCGAGUUGGACUCACCAUCACCUCUGAAGCGUCGAGCAACAUCAUCUUUGUCUUCGUCUGUGGCUGCUCCCUUUGUGCCAAAUCCUGAUCAUGCUGAGCUAGGCCUACCUGCUGGUGAGGAGGACGAAGCAAAUCUUGAAGAGGCUUUGGAGCAGCUCAUGGAUGACAUGGUUAUGCUACCAGUUGGUAAGGCUCCUGAGGAUAUGUGA
Molecule: messenger RNA, 3201 nt
Organism: Cladocopium goreaui
Lineage: Eukaryota; Dinophyceae; Suessiales; Symbiodiniaceae
Source: the annotation of a GenBank genome assembly